UUCAAAAUGGUGUGGAGGCAUCCGGAUGCUGUUCUCAACGAUCCGGAGCCUUCCGAGUCUGAAUUAAAUGAUGCCUUUCUUUCAGCCAUUCGGGGGUGCCCUUCCAGGGUUCGUCCUUUUCCCGAACAUUUGUUAGUGCUUUUAGGGGUUAGUAAUAUUUGGGCAAAAGUUGAUCGGGAUCCGGUGUUGAUGAGAAAUGGCCUUGUUAUGUCUGCUUUGGACUUCAUCAAGAGUGACGAUACGUCCGAUGUGGUUUUUGAAGAUGCUCCGACUGUUCCGGGUGAAAAUGUUGUUGUGAGGACCUCUGAGCAGAGGUUUGAGGGCUCGGGUUAUGUCAGUGUUGAGAAUGUGAAGGGUUUUACCAAGUCCAAUGUUCCCAAGCCUUCAACUCGCCGGUUAUCUCGUCGUUUACUGAAGGCUACUCCUCAAUCCACUUCCACUGAGCCAGUGGAUUUGAGUGAUGACAUCGAGGUUUCUGAGGAUCAGGCUGAGGCAGAGGUUGAGAAGGAGAAGGAGUUAGUUGUGCGUGGUAAGAAGGUUCGAGGGAAGAAGGGUGUUGCUACCCCUGUUCAAGAAUCGUCGAGCAGGGACGUUGAAGGGUUGAACCCUGAGGGCACUUAUGUGCCUUCUUGGUUGGUUAAGAAUGAUGACACUUUUAAGGAUGCUGCUGUUUGUGAAGAUGCUCUUAGUCAUCUUGCUCCUCCUUCCGUUCGUGAAGCUAUUGCUGAGAUGGAUGAUGACACUAUGUUAUCUCGCAUGGUUUUAACUACUUGCAACCUUGCAGAGGCAGCUUGGAAGAAGGAGAUUGAGGAUUUGAAGAAGAUGCAUGCCAUUGAGAUGGGUGACCUGAAGAAAAGCUUUGAAGCUAAUUUGCUGAAGUUGAAGGCUGAUCGAGAGGCCUUAUCUGUCCAGCAGAAGGCUUUUCGUGAAGAAAAGGAGGGGUUGAAGGCUUCCGUUGGUCAGGUGACUGCGGAUAAUCAGUGGUUGAUCGAGCAUGGGUUUCAGCAGGGAUUGAAGCCUGAAGGGUUGAAUGAGAAGGUUUGUGCUGAGGUUUUGGGCUCUUUGUCGAGGAAGAGGUUUUACUCCGGGGACAGUGAUGAUACCCUUUCCAGUCUGCCUGAAACCUCGAAAGAUGCUGGUUUGGAAACCUCUGCGGUUGGUGGUGAAGAAGGUGUGAAGGGGAAGAAGACAAAGAAAGCUAAAAAGUCUAAGGGUGAAGGUUCUAAGCCCUCUGGCAACUGA
Messenger RNA from Helianthus annuus (common sunflower), 1242 nucleotides. RefSeq lists its product as uncharacterized. Lineage: Eukaryota; Viridiplantae; Streptophyta; Magnoliopsida; Asterales; Asteraceae. The coding region runs from base 7 to 1242 and encodes 411 amino acids. The transcript is spliced from 4 exons. The record is from RefSeq and is a predicted model, not a curated record.